This is a messenger RNA of Hypanus sabinus (Atlantic stingray), 2094 nucleotides long. Its product is annotated as E3 ubiquitin-protein ligase NEURL3-like. Gene Ontology annotation, molecular function: ubiquitin protein ligase activity. The transcript has 5 exons. Lineage: Eukaryota; Metazoa; Chordata; Chondrichthyes; Myliobatiformes; Dasyatidae. The record is from RefSeq and is a predicted model, not a curated record. The coding region runs from base 425 to 1366 and encodes 313 amino acids.
UCUAAGGGAGAAGCGGGCUGUGGACGGGUUUCGAAAGGAGCAUCUGAAAGUCGAGCAGUACUCGUCAGAGGGCCUGGACUGAAUAAUGGACUUGCAAGGUGGGAGUGGGAGGUCCCCGCGGAGUAGCACUGCUAUCAGGAGUGGAAAUGUGAUUAAUAGAUCAAACAAAGUGCAGAGAUAACUGAAAGCCUGAGUCAGGCGGAAUGGGACGAAGAUCCUUAACCGGAACAACUCGUACAAGUACGCGUAUUUCUUGGAGUGAAAUCCGAGAGGCAAACGGGACAGGCGACGCGUUUUCGGUUCUCAGCUCCGCCUCUUUUUUCGCUGUGGUUGGACACCGCUGCUCUCGGAGUUCCCAGGCAGUGUGGCGGAGGGCUGCCGGGAUCGGCACUCUCAGAGGGGAGACGCUUCAGUACCGGACAGGAUGGGUGGUAAGCAGACUAAGGAAGAACCCAAAGAACAAAAGCAAAGAAAUAACCAGACGGCUAUUUGUAAAAGGAAGAAGAAGUGUUGUCGGAAACCAAUUCCCUCACGUGAUCCCCUGUUCUUCCAUCCGUACUGCAAGGGGUCCCAGAUAAAGCUGGAUUCAUCCAAUCAGUGCGCAUGGAGAAAUGCUGGAUUCUGCAAUGGCAUCACCUUCACCCACCGACCCGUGAACCUCGAGGAGAAAGUGAGAGUGAAGAUCACAAAGAUGGAUGUUAAAUGGAACGGUGCAUUGCGACUAGGCUGCACCCUAUUCGACCCUUCCCUCAUGGUUUCCAGUGCUCUUCCAAGGUUCAUCUGCCCAGAUCUAGAAAAUGUUUAUGGGUUCUGGGCCAAAGCAUUACAAGAGGAUGAUAUACAAGAGGGAACUGUUAUUACUUUCUGGAUAAACAUACAAGGCUUUUUCCUGUAUAGUAUAAAUGGAGGAAGGGUGUGUCUUCUCAUGGAUGGAUUGUUGGUAGCUCACCCAUUGUGGGUGAUGAUAGAUGUAUAUGGCAGGACUCAAGGAAUUCAAAUCGAAGAUCCCUGUGUGAAAUCUGUAUCCCCCAGCAAGUUGCCAAAGCAACCAUCUGUCACUGUCAGAAGCAAUGAACCGCAAACAGUACAUUCUCAGACACCUGUUUUACCUGCAAUGCCCAACAAUGGCCAUUCUGAAUGCAGGCCCAGGUUUACUGAGGUUCUGACAAAUUACAACCCCCAGAGCUCCAAACCCAUGGAUGAAGACUGCCUGAUUUGUUUCUCAUACCCAGUGGACUCUGUUAUAUACAAAUGUGGACACAUGUGUCUGUGCUAUGGCUGUGGGAAGAAGCUGCUCAGCAGGAAAUUGGCAUGCCCAGUCUGUAGAGAACCAAUGUUGGAGAUCAUCAAGACAUUCCCCAAUUGAUGCCUCAGGAUUAGCUGAUCACUCAUCUGUUGGUUAGUUCAGUACGAGUGACCUUCAUUUGAAUAUAAACAUGUGGACCGCUGCAAUAUAAAACCAUAUCCUAGCGGGGAAAUUUUCCAGCAGCUGGACACAAAAUCCAGAAGAGGAUAAUGUAAAUAUUGACAUGUGGUGAACUACAGAUACCUGUCUGGACACGCUGACUGCUCCUGUGGCUCCUCCCGCAGACCCCUGUAUAAAGGCGAUUGGAGGCACUGCUCCUCCCUCAGCCUCCAGGAUGUUGUGUGGUGGUCUCUUGCAGCUAAUAAAAGCCUAUCGUUCGCCUCCCUUCUCCGAGCGUUAUUGAUGGUGCAUCAGGACAUAAACAGCGCACUUUGUUAUGGAGGUCCACUCUAACUGUGAUACCUAGGAUGUGUGUGAGUAGCUGCAGGAAGUUCUCGAGGGGGAGGGCGAAAGCCAGAGUUUGGGCAUAUGUUGGUACAAAUAACAUGGGUAGAAGAAGGGGUGGGAUCCUGCAGAAUGAGUACUGUGAGUUAGGUAUGAAAUUAAAAUGCAGGACCUUGAGGGUAAUGAUCUCCUGGGGCCUUGUACUGGUAAAGCCAGAGGUGAAGAGCAGGUUAAGGGGGCAGGGACUCGGGUUCUGAGGUCAUGGGGAUCCUUUCCGGGGUAGAAGCGAAUUAAGCAGGAGGGAUGGAUUGCAUUUGAACUGAUCUCCUUGCGGGGAAGUUUGA